Molecule: messenger RNA, 2400 nt
Organism: Fusarium pseudograminearum CS3096
Lineage: Eukaryota; Fungi; Ascomycota; Sordariomycetes; Hypocreales; Nectriaceae
Exons: 1
Coding region: 1-2400 (799 amino acids)
Source: RefSeq, a predicted model, not a curated record
AUGGAAUUGAGGGAUUACUCCCGUCGCGAUCCAACAUCACCACCCGAGGAUUGGGAACCCACGAGCCCUUCCAUCGCAAGGAAACCGAUAAGCGCCAGCAAACUAUCCCCUUCUCCAUAUACCUCUCCCGAUUACGCCACGACCUCCUUCUCCCAGCGCGCAGCUCAACCCUUCCUCCCGCGACAAAAUACAACCGACACAGCUUACUAUGGCGCUUCAACCCCGUUGGGAAUAUGGGAACCCACAGAACCUCAUGCGCCGGGUUCCGGACGACCGCAGGCUUAUAGAGAAGAUAGUCAAGCUUCACUCUUGAUGAGCGGCGGUGGCCCAAGAGAUCUUCCUCCGAAUAUGCCUCCGGCCGGUCACGGUCCUCCCCCGCCGACUCCCCCGCACAAUAAUGGCUUUUGGGACUGGUGGCAUCACAAUUGGAAGCCGUCUUGGAGCAUGUACAUUCUCGUCUUGUCGGGAAUUGCUUUUGCUAUAGGCCAUCAUUUCUACUACGAUGCCCUUCACAACAAAGUCGCAAACGAUCAGCAGGGCAAACUUCGAUACGGCGCCCUUCUAGCAUUCUUGUCAAAGGCAUGUUUUCUCAACGCUGUCGUCCUAGCUUUCCGCCAGAGAGUUUUGAUGAUGAUUCGUCGCAAGAUGCUUACGCUUGCUACUCUUGACUCGCUUUUCGCAGCGUCCGAAGACUUGACAGCUUUGCUCAAUUGGGAAGCCUGGGUAAAUGCCAAGUUCGCCAUGGCUCUGACAAUAUUUAUUUGGACGUCGCCUCUGAUUGUUAUUUUUACAUCAUAUACCCUUACCGUCAAGCCGCAGAAAAAGCAGGAGAUAACGCAGUGCGCAAACAUUCGCACCCUGAACUUCGAGCACGAGAGGGAGGUUUACUGGAGAACUCCAGCUAAGGUCGACAAUUACUUUGAGACUUCUGUCUCCCUCUGGAACACUACCGCAGCUGGCGAGUCUAUCAACAAAACGGACCCCAACGAAUUUGACUAUUACACUGGCAACAGUCAACAGUUCGAGUCCAUUGCCCUCAAGACGGCAUACGCGCAGCAAACAAUCAUGCGACCCAAGGCGCCGAAAGAGAUUUGCGGUGCAGGUUGGAAUUGCUCUUAUACCAUCGAGUUCACUGGUCCCGGAUACAAAUGUACAACAUUGGCUUCGGGAGUCAACGCGGAGGUCAAGAAGCUCGGCAACGCAAAAUGUCCCUUUGACACAAACGACAUAGCGCCCAUGGGAAACUACACAUAUUAUGCAAUGCUCGACCGAGGAGACUAUGAGAAUCCGCAAAUAAAGGAGGCGGAAAUCGGCGGAAGACCUAAGCAGAAGCCACCAUAUCCGAAAAACCUAGGUGUCUUCCGGACCGAACCCAUCCUAUGGUUUGGCUACGCUGAAGUUGACGACAGAGACAAACCUCAGCCUCCAGAGCCGCGCAAAGGCGACUGGUACAAGGCAUAUACCCCAACCAUAUUUGGAUGCGAGCACUACCAAACUAAGUACAAAGUUCAAUUAAACUACACUGGUGGGGUUCAGUCUCACAAUGUGACGAGCCGCAAGUUUGUCAAAAAGUUGAUUGACACGACCUUAAUACCUGACAAAAAGGAUCCCGACAAAAGACUCAAAGACCGAACCGUGGCGGAACCCGAGGAGAAUUACGUACACCCUCAAAACAUUUCAGACUAUCGACUGACGGCUGCGUACCAUGCUGUAGGAUACCAGCUGCGGACGAUUCUAAAUGGUACCACGACGAUGCCGCAUUUCAAUGUCAAUAGCAAGAUCCUCCAGACAAGACUUGUUGACCGCCUCAACUAUCUUCCCGUCAAGGACUUUCCCCUCGAAGUGCAAAAGUUUUACGAGGAGAUUUUAUUAUCGUUCCUGUCGGAUCCGCAGAUGUCUGCUGUCUCAUGGGCUGCCAAACCCUCCAAUUUCUCUGGCACGAUCAAGAGCGACAAAAGCUUGGAUUAUCCUUGUAUAAGGUGGCAAGAAAGGAACUGCUUCUUUUAUAAUUUUGCGCAAUUGUGGGCUGUGUAUGCGAUCUCCAUGGGUAUCACAAUCCUUGCAGUCGCAUCAGGCGUGGCGGCGAUGGAGGAGAACGCCAUCAUGCGAAGCCUGAGUUUCUCGGCCAUUCUUGCCGCGUCGAGAGCUUCCAGUCUCGAUAAGCUACGAUGGGAGCAAGAGGCUGAGCUCAAGAGUCGAAAGAUCGGAUUCGGAAUCGUAGCAGAUCCGACGGGCGAGAGAACAUACUCUUUCGGCGUCGAGGGGGAUGUCAGUCAGGAAAAAACUGCCGCGGUGGCCACAGGGCGCUCGCCAGGCCUCUCGGUGAUGAAUUGGGGCGAUAGAACAGCGCGCAGAAUGAGUUAUGCCGUGUUGAACAAAAAGGACAGACCAGAAGAUUAA